UGUCUUUACUUCCUGUAAAGUUAUGUUGAACAGAAACAGCUACAUGUGAAACAGCGACAAAAGCCCAGACAGUAUUUGAGGUGUGUGACAAAAUGGAUGACUUCCCGGCCACCUCUUGAGGAGUUUCCCCGACUGAAUGAGAUGGCUCACAAAGCAACAUAACAGCUUAAGGAGCUGCCAUGGACGCCCUGUCCAUCAGUGGACUUCAGCCCUUCCCAGAGAGAGACUUUGACCAAAAAGUGGACUUCAGAGCACAGAAACAUGAGCACUUAAGAGGUCGAAACAACGUGACUUCAUGUCGAAGCCCUACGAGAGACUUUGACUCAAGAUUAAUCAAGAAUGAGCUAAAGAAUAAGAGGCAGUUGGAAUUUCUGAGGAGGAGGUCGGUGAGCCCAGAGCCACCCAGUUCAAAGUGUAAGAGCUGUUCCUCAAGGAGAAGAUUUUCUCCAGUGAUGUUUACGUUUAGGCAUCACGGUUCAAGCAGCAAGUCUGACAGGCUGCACACAAAUGCACAAUAUUCUCCCUCCUCUAAUGGACAUACAGUGAUGAUUCUAAAGUCAGAGAGUAAAGCAUCGGAUUAUCCAAGCACCAGCAACUGGGCUUCAUUAUGGUCAGAACCAAGGAAGCAGUCAACUGUCUCAACUCCAGUGAAAGAAUCAAGCCAGCACUGGAUCAAAAGCAUAAAUAAAAGAGAUAGUGUUAUUAAUAUUCGACAGACAAGCAGCAAAACAGUCGUCCAGACAGAAAAGAUUCACCAGAAAUCAUCCAUGCAGGUUGAAGAUGUUCGACACAAAAAGACAGUUCGAGAGAUCAGUGCGCAAACAGAGUCCGGCCUUGUUACAGUCAAGGAAUCGGAUCUUCAGAGGUUAUCAGACUACUUGCAGGAGGCCUUGUGGAGAGAAGAGGCAGUGAAGGACAAAUUGGCUGCACUCCAGGAGAGCGUCACAAACAUAAUGAACUCCUCAAACAUGAUAUGGACAUCUCGCUGCAGUGAGGACCUUCUGAGAAACAAGAUCAAGACUCUGGAGGCGCAGCUGCAAGUCUGUCUGCAGAAGUUCCCAAAGGAUGGAGUGAAAAAACUGGUGCAACAGAUGGAGAAGCAAAGCAUGAAGUAUGAGGAAAAGGCCUUGAUUGCUUUGCAGAAGGCUACACAGGAAAAAACUGAGGCACUCAGCAAGGCUGAAAUACUACAGGAAGCACUUAUCACAACUAAGGCAGAAGCAUUGAGGUGGCAGAGCCUUUAUGAGGAGCAGAGACUGAACUUGGCAAAACUCAGAGAGAAUCAGCACAUCAAUAACGAACAGCUGCACAGCCAAGUAGAGCUUCUUAAAUCCACUGAGGUUGAGCUGAUGGAGGAGGUGGCAUCAUUAAGACAAGAGAAGCAGGAUUUUCUGUACAACAUUUCCCUGCUGGAGGAGAACAACCAGACCUUAAGAGAGGAAAUCCAGCACCUUCAAGAUGGAAACAAUGGAAGCCAGGACUACUUGAUGCCACGGUUUCUGACAUCAGAGGAAGCAGAGCCACAGCCGACAGUGAGGAGAGACUCUCAGCUGGAGGAGCAGCUCCGACACACUCAGGAGAAACUCCAGCUUAAAGAGAAAGAGUGUGAGGAGCUGCACAUGGAGCUGCACACUAUGGAGCAGGAGUGUCAGUCCAGCCAGGCCCGGCUGUCGCAGUGCAGAGACGAACUCCGACAACUGAGCCACCGUCACAGGAGACCGAUGCUGUGUGGCUCCUGGUGGAGGGUGUUUAUGUUCUUUCUCCUACUCCUCGCCAUAGCAGGGGUUGCCAUGUUGUGGUUGUGGCAUCCUCCUUUCAGAGAGCAAGCUGAAAUCCUGUACUUAGAUAUAGAGACAAGAAUUGAAGAUUAUCUCAUGGAAAUGGCCUCUCCUCAACAAUCAGGCUGUUUUAGACCAAUAUAACAAUAUCUCUGCUUAGGAUUUUUUUUUCACUAUUGUAGCCUUUGUCUUUAAAAUAAGACUUUUCUAGUGUGCAUGUUGUCAGCAUUUUUAUUCAUACAGUAUGUUAUAUUAUUAGUCUUAGAACAAAGCAUUUGUGGGGUGUGUUGUGUUGACAUGUGCUCAUACCAUAGAUGUGUAAAGACAUCAGGUGAACAUGUGUGACAAAUGAAACUAUGUUUGUUUGAUAUGUUUGUGAGUUGUGUCCAGCUCACAAAUUAGUUAUAAUGAAUCUGACCUCGAGAAAAGAUGAACGUGUACUGUAAGCCGGUCUAGUCAGAAGCAUCAUUUUGAAUGAUUUAAAACAUUAAUUUUGAUGGAUAAACAUCAAGAACAACGUGGACAGCCAUAAUUCGUAGAUUCAAAAGUAUAUAUUUAAAAUGGCAUGUCCCAUUAUGAUGGGUACUGUCGUUUUUGCCUUGCUGAUGUCUAACCUUAAUGUUUUGCCUUUAUCAAAAUAAAGACAAAACAUUACUACAUUCGUCUAAGCUGUCGUGGUGAUGGAACAACAUUGGUCCUACAGGGUAUUGAGGAAUUAUUUAAGUUUCAGUCUUGCUUAAAAGAAAGAAGAAAGACGGGAUGCUAUGAAAGACAUGAAAUGUUUAUUUAAAGAAAUAAAAACAUACUGUGACCAACAAAUGCUGGAGUUUGUCAAGUAUCAUUUGAUAAAGGAUUUUUUGACAUGAUCAAAUCAAAGGUGAAUCACAUCUGUGAGUGAAGACUGGAUCAACAUGGAAAAGGCCAGAUCAACCAGGGUACUGUUAGAUACCGAAGAGAAGCAGCAUGCAGACAGGGAGCAGUAAUUAUAUCUGCAUCAUUAAUGCAAGGUGGGGGAAACAGGCUAUAAGAUGUAACACUCAAGUAUUAAGUGUAAAUUCAGAUACUUUUAACUUGAGUAUUCCUAUUCCACGCCACUUCGCACAUCAACUCCACCAUAUCUUACAUAUAAAUAGCCUGUUUCUUACUUUAUUAGAAAGCUGGGGUUAAUUGUUCUUCAGAUUUUACUUUAACCUGCUAAAAAUUCUGUAAUAACAAACACUGCUGAAGAUUAAACUGUAUGCCUCAAGCUUUGUUCACUUAUAAUGAAGCUUGUAACAAUUAGUGAUAAAUCAAAUAAGUGUGUGUGUGUGUGUGUGUGUUAUAUAUAUGUUUUUUAUUAUAUAUGUUAUAUACAGUAUAAUAAUAUCUUAUUUCCAAUGUGUUAACCACCAUUUGAUAAUGGACUGACUGAAAGAGGUCAGGCUCUUUUAAUGAUGUCUUGUUGCACC
Molecule: messenger RNA, 3226 nt
Organism: Melanotaenia boesemani (Boeseman's rainbowfish)
Lineage: Eukaryota; Metazoa; Chordata; Actinopteri; Atheriniformes; Melanotaeniidae
Product: TRAF3-interacting JNK-activating modulator
Exons: 14
Coding region: 180-1922 (580 amino acids)
Source: RefSeq, a predicted model, not a curated record